Messenger RNA from Porites evermanni, 765 nucleotides. The record is from the annotation of a GenBank genome assembly. Lineage: Eukaryota; Metazoa; Cnidaria; Anthozoa; Scleractinia; Poritidae.
AUGCCGUCAGGAGACUACAGCAAUAAAGAGAGGCAAUCUGUUUAUGAAAAGGCAUUGGUAGUGUGUCACGAAGGAGAGAAGGAAUUAUCACUAUUACAGGAAGAUCUAGAUCGCUCAAAACUGCAGACAUACAUCUCUUAUAAGCUCGAAGAACGAGAACUACGUAAUGAGUUGUUUAGAAUCAAGCGCGAGCAGAGAAGUUUGGCAAAAGAGGCGAAACAAAGACAGAGAGAUAACAAAAGCAUUGACGACAUAGCUAAGGAAAUGAAAGCCAUAAAUCCUGGCAACCGUGGUGCAACUGCUGUUAUGCUGGAGAAAAAGUUUUCUUUACCACAGAUUAACUGCACGCAGAAAAACGUCCCGAAAAUUUUGCAACGGAAAUUGUCACACGAGUCUGAAUAUUUCACGUGGACGUUUGGCCUUCCAAAAGUUGAAAACGCCGUUAAAGCUUUAAAUCCUGAGGGCGGACAGAAGAAAAAAGGAAAAUCUGCAGAGAAUGGUAAAGGCUUAGAGGACAGCCAUGGCGCCGAUGAUGGCGAUUUAGUAAGAGCACGGGCAAAUACAAUUCAUAAAGUCGUCUACAAUGUCCCUGUUGCUGAACCCAAGGAAGAAAAAGCAAUUAGCCAAAACUUUGCAUCAGUAAAAACAAAACUUCCCAGAAUAAAUGUAACAGCCUCUCAACAAGCAGCGAACGAGACAGGAAACAUCAUAGUCGAUAAAUUAAGUAAAAAGCGAUCUAGUCGCUUAGAAUUACCUAAAAUAUAG